This is a messenger RNA of Mercenaria mercenaria, 5441 nucleotides long. RefSeq lists its product as uncharacterized. Bases 435 to 1814 code for a protein of 459 amino acids. The transcript is spliced from 2 exons. The record is from RefSeq and is a predicted model, not a curated record. NCBI's taxonomy places the organism in Eukaryota, Metazoa, Mollusca, Bivalvia, Venerida, Veneridae.
AUAUAAAUAUUUUUAAACCGAAAGUAAUUGGAUUUCGCGACCAGUGUUUUCUGAAAACGGAAUGGCACGAAACAAGAAAGGUCAAUUUUCGAAGAGAAAACCAAUAAGUCGACACAAGAAAUUGUUGAAUAAUGGUCACUAUUAAUGUGGAAACGAUGUAACAACCACUCGCGUUGAAAAUAAUGGAUUAGAUCUAGAUGAAUCGUGGAAAGUGGGAAGAAGACUGGUUGAGUGGGAAGUGCUUCUUGAUAAUCUUAAAUAUUGUAAAAAGUGUAAACUUGGGCCUGUGCCACUGACAAUAAACACAAUUCAAGGGGAACUUCAGGAAGGACUUGGAGGGUAUUUAUAUGUGAAAUGUGAAAAUCCUGAUUGUGAAUACAUUAACCGUGCUGCCUACGGAAAGACAUACCACCAGACAGCCUGAACGUCGAGGCAUGCCUUGCUUUGCAGUAAACACCAAACUUGGAACUGAAACAAAUAUGUGGAAACUGGUUCUGGUCGGACUUUUACUCGGCACAUCCUUUGGUCCAGUAGAUUGUUUACUUGGAUGGCUUUUUGAAGGCGUUGGAAAAAUUAUAGGAUCAGUUGUUAAACCGGUUUUUGGCAUUGAUAAAUUUGAGAGGCAGGCAGAACAGGGCCGACAUUCUGUUGAAGCCGGUAUAGCAACUUUUAACGGGAACGUUGCGAAUAGUUUAAGAAAUUUGGACACUUAUGUCAAAAAUGAAAUUAUACCUGAAAUAAAGAAGAUGACAGAAUCUGGAACAGAAAUAGCAGAAAGUGCCAAGGACAUGGCGGAUAAUGCUAAGAAACUAGUAAACGAGGUGAUUGAAGUAUUAAUUCCAGCCGCCACAGAAACACUGGACGCCGCCCGAGAUAUGAUGUUUGGAAUAACAGACAGCACAAAACAAGUAGCAAAUUCGACUUCCCGAUUAUUAGAUACUGCUACUGAUGUUUUGAUACCAGAAACUGCACAGACGUUGAACACCACUCGUUGGAUGAUGAUAGAGUUUGUGAACAUUACACGAGGGAUACAAGGAAGGAUAGGACAAAGUUUAGACAACGUGGACUAUAUCUUGGAACUUUUAAUUGCUCUUAUGUUUAUGUUUCUCGGCUUUGUAUGUGGAUAUGAACUUCGACGUGUUGGGUACAUAUUGAGACCACGUGGUUUUGUAGCGUUAGAGAUUUGUUUACUAAAAUGGUCCAGAAUUGUAUGCUUUGUCUCUGCUUUUCUUCUAGCUGUUCGCAUAAUACUAAAGAUGCUACAGAUAAGUUUAUUUUCGAAACCGGAAAGGCUUCUGUUCUUCAUCUUGUUUCCGAUUUUAUCUGUAUUUUCAUAUUAUGUACUACGCCUUCUACUUUUUCUCUUCCAUCUGCUCUGCACUGGCUUGUAUUACCUGUUCUGUUUAGUUAAAUACUUGCUGUAUUUUCCCUAUCUUAUUUUAUACUAUGUCUUCCUGGCACCAUUUGUGUUAACAUAUGAAUGUUUUGUAAAUAGAAACACCCAUCUUAACAGAAUCGGAGCACUCAUUAUCUACUGUAUGCCGGUAAUUUUCUGUUUAUUGUACUGCGGAUGCGAGGAAGUGAUGGACUCCCUGUUAAAAGCAACAGAAAAAGAAAACUCAAAUUCAGUGGAUGCAGAUGCAGAAUACUCUUUAACUUGGCUGUAUUCACUUUUGGUAACUUUUGUUGCAUUUUAUCUCGUUGCAGUAGUUUUAAAGUUCUGCUAUCCACCACCUGUCCCAAGGCCAUUUGUAGCAGGCGUCCGCGUCACCGAAACAUACGUUAAAUCUUUGAAGUUCAUUCCAUACACCUGAUUAAUCUUGUAUCAUAUGAAUCCGUCAGACCUGCUAAAAUUCAGAAUAUAGUUUUGUAAAUAGAGAUAACCGCCCAAAGAGAAACGGAGCUUUAAUAAUGUACUGCAUGCCGGUAAUUUUCAGUUCAUUGUACUGUUAUGCAUGCCGGGAAGUGAUCGACUCUAGGUUGUAAGCAACUAAAAAAUGAGAACUCUAAAUUCGGAGACGUAGAUGCGGAGUAUUCUCAAACUUUGCCCUAUUUUCUAUUAGUAUUUUUUAUUUUGUUCUAUGGUCUAGCAAUAUUCUAAAGUUUUGAUAUUCUGUAUAAGCAUUUUGUAGCUGACGCUAGUAGCCGACAUAGACGUUGAAAUAUCCCAUUUCUUCUGUUAAAAAUCAUUUAAAUAUUGUCAUUUAAAUAUGUAUAACCCAAAUUAACUAGCUACUAGAUACUAGUAUACGUCGCGAUAAAUAUAGAUCCCUUCCUUGUCGCACCUGUCAGUCUCCUAUGUUGGUCCAAACAAACUAAUGAAUAGCUUUAACAGUAAUCAUGUUUUGUAUACUUUAUAUGUAGAGAUGUUGAAACAGUGCGAAAAUAACAAAUGUAAUUGGUUAACUAAUGUUAAAACACUUUUAUAAGAAACAGGUUUUUAAGAAGUUUGGCUAUUUCGUGAUUCUGUUAUAAGUGUAACACAUUUUAUAUCCAUGUUUAAAGUUCGCUUGAAGGAGAUGUAUAUAUCACAGUGGCGUGAAGGUGUACGUAACUCCAGCGCAUUGACUCUGUACAAAGAAAUUAAAUCUAAUUUUGAAGUAUCUGCCUACUUAAGUAUAUUAGACAAUGUGAAACAUAGACAGGCACUAGCAAAACUUAGACUUUCAUCGCAUAAACUAAAUAUAGAGCAGGGAAGACAUCGAAACAUUCCAAGAGCAGACCGGAAGUGUCAUAUGUGUGUAAAAAAAUGACUUAGAAGAUGAGUACCAUUUUGUGCUUGUAUAUGAUGCCGCUUACAGACAGUUGAGAAAAAAAUAUUUACCAUCAGUUUUUACGAGUUCCCCUAGUAUGUUUAAGUUCAUAAACUUGAUGAAUAGUGAUAAUAAAGUAUUGUUACAUCGACUAUCAAAUUAUAUCAUUAAGGCAUUUCAACUUAGGGAUAGGAGUACAAAUGUUCCUGUAUAAAUGACACAACACUUUGUUUACACUCUCAUGUAUAUGUAUAUGUAUAUAUAUUUGUACUUGCCAUUCAUUAUCUUUUUGCAUGUCAUUUGUUUAAUAUGUUAUGGAGACAGAUGAUAAGCUGUAAUGCUUAAAUCUAAAUAAAUUAUCUGUUCUGUUCUGUUCUGUUCUGUUCAUGUGCCGAAACUGUCACGCUAGCUUACUAACUCGGUGGUUCUACUCGUGUAUGUCCAUGCCUAAAAUUAUGUCUGAAAGGUCAUCCGGGGUCUUCAUAACACAAUUCAAGCUGAUUUGAAGUCGCCAAGCAGAAUUAUUAUUAAGCGUACAUUGGUAUUUUAUAAGUGUUUAAGUGGCAGGGGCCAGUUUCGCAUUUGGCCCGGGUACGUUUUUUAAAUAAAAUAUACAUAUGUACUUUACAGGCAUAUAUAUUCAACUGGUUAUUUAUGAUGUUUAUAGAACUAAGGAUUCCUGCGUACGAGUGAUUAUUGUGUAAAAUAAAUAUGUGCAUGUAUCGAUUUUCCUAGCUCCAUGUAGACGGCCGGAUCUAAAACUUUACCUGAGGUAACGGAAGUCAGACGAAUUGGAAACGGUCAUCCAUCCAUCCAGCUUCAGCUCAAAUUUGCGGAAAAAGUAAACGGUUAUGAGACACUUUUCUUCCCACCAUUAUUUUCGUCUGGCCACAUGCUUUAAAAAUAUGCAUGUGUAUUAGGUCAGUCAUUUGCAGAUAAUACGGUAAAGGUCGCGCAACGUGUGCAUUUUGGGCCAUUUUUGUCUAAAAAUUUAGUGUCCUGAAACCUGCGUUUUACUCGUUUUUAUCACAGAAGCAACAGAAUCGGCAGACUGAAAAUGUCACAUAAUGAAGUGCUAUGUCUACGCAAGACAUUCGCUUAAAAAUUGCCUUGAAUUUGUCGAAAUUGGAUUUUUUAUGAUUUUUUUCGCACUGGUAUCAGCGCUGAGUUGUGGAGUUUUCAAAUUUACUGUCCCUUGCCCCCAUAAGUGAAUUCGGCAAAAAUUAAAUUUCGAAAAAUCUCUUGAUUUUGCGCAGUUUUAGGUAGUUUAGAACCUCUAGAUUGAUAUUUUAAACUUUCUGGGGACUUAAAACGCUAAAUGACGGCACAGCAGCUCAAAAAUGUUACGGUGAGGACACAUCAAGGUUUGAAAGUCAAUAUCUGCACAGACGAUUUUUUAAAAUUCUACCACCAUUAACAGUGUUUUAGCACCGUAAAAACACCGUUUUCAUUAUUCUUAACCCACGUAGCGCAUAUUUAGCCAAUCAGCUCUGCAUUCCAUCAAUCAGGGGGAUGCUUGGAGGGUGGGGACCCCAUGAAAUAGGCAAAUAGGGGGUGGGGGCAUUUUAUUUUCGCAAAAUGAUGCGAAUAUGACUUUAUUUCAUUUUUACUGAUGGAAUACGUUGAAUUACGCCAGAAAAUGAUAAAAACGGACGUACUUUACAUUAUUUGUCUCGUAGCGGCAAAUUGUAAAUUUUGGCUCAUUUUGCGCGAGAGGGAUGGGCUAGUUUAGAUGCUCACAUACAGACAUCUUUUCAUGCUACUAAAAUUAUUUUUGUGUGGUUUUAUUCGCAAAAGAGGUAUUAAAGUUCAGAACCAGUAAAAUCCGCUUUUGGUCAUAAAAAGAAAAAUCAUAAAUACAUCGCCGUACAACAAUAGGUUGAUUUUCACACCUUACAAAUAACAUGGAUAUUUUUUGACAAGCUGUGAUAUCGACGAAACCAGGUGUAAAAGCAGUACAGGUAAGUUGACGGGACUGAAAAAUCUCAUCGAGCUAAACAAAAUAUCGAGCUAAUUAUAUCGAGGUAAUGAUAAAUACUUACAUUAAGAUAAAUAGGGAAAAAUCGGGACCGACUAAAACACAUCGUGCUAACCGAAGUAUCGAGCUAACCGAUAUCGAGGUAACGAUAUUCAACUGUAAAUACCGAAAGACACUGAAAAACAGAAAGACACCAAAAACAUUAUAAAAAUAUAUGAAACGAAUGAAAUAAGAUGCUCUAGACAUAUAUUACGAUCUUGUGAUAUAUCAAGAAUUACAUUCGAUGAUCAAUUUCAAUGAAUUUUACAUAUUCCUUAAUGUUACCAAUCUGCAAAAUCGUGAGUGAUAUUCAAUUUGCCUACUAAUGAGUUGUUAUUAAUUUUAUGUUGAUAUACCGAAUUAAUAAAUAAGUUCAUUUUCAAUUCUAUAUCUUUUCAACAUUAAUAUAAUGACUUUUUGUGAAUGAUAGAAAUAAAGGCAAUGCUCAAGUUACAAUCAAAGCUUGAACUUUCUAUUUUCAACUCUUAUAUUUGAUCUUUUAAAACUCAAAAAGAUUGUUAUUGUUUAUGUAUAAUGUGCAUUUAUACAAGACAAUUGUUGAUACCGUACUUCCCUGAAUUGUAAAUAGAUAUGUAAACUGCCACACAAUUAUUUGGUGAUGGACGUAUGAUGUAAUACGUUUUUGCCAAUUAAAUACAAAAUGUAUUUGA